CAAUCAUGGAAGUGAACAAGGAUGAAGCAAAGCGCUGUAUCGAGAUGGCAACUGCUGCCCUAAAAAUGGGCAAUCUGGAAAAAGCGGAAAGAUUGUUGAAAAAAUCACAAUCCCUCUACCCUUUGGCUCAGGCAGAGGAACUGCUAAAACGGGUAAAGGCGGCCGGAUCGAAGCCAAGCUCAGGAAACAGCACGUCCGGAACGGCGUCGGGAGGGACAGCGAAUGGUGCAGCUUCCGCUCGCAGACGUCCAGUUAACCGUGAGGGUGAAAAGCCAGCCGAACCGAAGCUAAAUAUCGAUUACACCCAGGAGCAAGCGAAUGCUGUCAAACGCGUCCAGAAGUGUAAGGACUUUUACGAAGUGUUGGGCGUAUCGCAGGAAGCAACCGAUUCGGAGAUAAAGAAAUGCUAUAAGAAGCAUGCUCUACAGUUGCAUCCGGACAAAAACAAAGCACCGGGCGCAAUGGAAGCAUUCAAAUCGCUCGGUAACGCGGUAGAAACGCUAACUGAUCCGCAGAAACGGAAAGCGUACGAUCUGUACCGUACGACUGGAGGAUCUGGAGGAUUUGGCGGAUCACCGGGCACACGGACGCGAACACCGAACGGAGGCUACACGUACGGUCAGAAUGGAUUUAACUUCCAGACCGCUUUUGACGAGGGUAUUAAUACGAACGAUCUGUUCAACAUGUUCUUCGGUGGUGGAUUCCCGCAACAGCAGCAACAGCAUCAGCAACAUCACUACUACCGAACGCGUACCGGACGUACCUCGCAGUACGACGAUCGAAACGUUAGCCAGCCGAGUCUCAUCUUUCAGCUGAUUCUGUGCUUUAUCGUUGUAUCGCUACUGUCGACAUUCUUCGCAUCGGAUCCAGUAUACAGUCUGCAGCAAACGGGAAAGUUUUCUGUCGAGCGACGUACCCUCAACCUGAAGAUACCGUACUACGUGAAGAACAACUUCCUGAACGAAUACCAGGGCACGCUGGGUCGGCUCGAGCAUUCGGUGGAGGAGGAGUACGUGACGUACAUGAAGCGAGCCUGCAGCAAUGAGCGGACGUAUCGGGAUGCAAUGAUUGGGCGUGCGAAGAGCUUUGGCAGCCGGGCACAGUAUCAGCAGGCACAGCAGCUUAAGGUGCCGUCGUGUGAUGCACUGUACCGAUUGAAUAUCGGCGUGGUACAGUACUAG
Anopheles maculipalpis is the source of this 1181-nucleotide messenger RNA. RefSeq names its product dnaJ homolog subfamily B member 14-like. The record is from RefSeq and is a predicted model, not a curated record. Gene Ontology annotation, molecular function: Hsp70 protein binding. Gene Ontology annotation, cellular component: endoplasmic reticulum membrane. Gene Ontology annotation, biological process: cellular response to misfolded protein. The transcript has a single exon. NCBI's taxonomy places the organism in Eukaryota, Metazoa, Arthropoda, Insecta, Diptera, Culicidae. The coding region runs from base 6 to 1181 and encodes 391 amino acids.